Messenger RNA from Mycena indigotica, 1389 nucleotides. RefSeq names its product Fatty acid hydroxylase. Lineage: Eukaryota; Fungi; Basidiomycota; Agaricomycetes; Agaricales; Mycenaceae. The record is from RefSeq and is a predicted model, not a curated record. Bases 1 to 1389 code for a protein of 462 amino acids. The transcript has a single exon.
AUGUCUUCGUUUUCCUCUAACAUUGCCAGCGCCGUCGAAGAGUGGAACCGCUCACAAGCGUGGGACAACAUUCGAGCAUCUACUACUAGGGAUGCCGCCCUCGAACAGACUCAAGAUACCUCUCCCACUUCUAUUCACCAUUUCCCGAACGAAUUGCUCGAGACUUUUUUUGCUCUCGCCAUUACACCACCCACUCUCUCUGAACCUCCAGAAGGCGAACCACAAAUCACCUCUCCUACCACAUUCUUACAUGUUUGUCGUCGAUGGAGACAUGUCGCACUUGAGACUGGUAGACUUUGGACCUCUGUCAUCCUGACCUUCCCUACUUCGACUGCGCAGGUUACCCGUAUGUUGCACUGGCUGCAGCGCUCGCAAACUUGCGCACUCGAUAUUCUAUUUGAUUUUCGUGACCCGGACUGGGUUGUCAUUGACGAAGAAGACGAGCAUGAGUUUACGGCUGCCGAUAUCGAUGCCGUUCUCAACAUUCCGCUAGUGCGAGAGAGUGUAUAUCGCUGGCGCUCGUUGGAACUUCUGGUGGAUACAUGGCACCCGAUGCUUUCCUUCCUGCAACACACACAGCAAUUCGGGCAAGACAUGACAAACCUCGAGACUCUGCGGCUGGCGCGCUGCAAUGCUUACUUUGCAUGCCACGAACAACCAUUCCAACCAGCCACACUCAAUAUUUCUCUGCCUUUAUUCGGUCCCAACUUCACUUCGUGUCAUCUUCGGGAGGUCUCCUUUGUCGGAGUACACGUUGACUGGGAGUUAGCAGAGCUUUCCCUCAUUGGUCUGACCUCUUUGGAGCUCAAGUACCAGGCACAGGAUGUCAUGCCCACUAUUCCCAGCUUAGCCCGCAUCUUACGAGGGAAUCCUCUGCUGGAGAAGUUGUCGAUUAUGGGUCAUGUCCCUCAAGGCCAAUCGAAUGUCAAUAAGGAGCCAAUUCUCCAUCUGCCCCACGUUUCAGAAUUCAUCUUUGGCUUCGUGGACGUGGAGCUUGGGAUUAAUUUCAUGCAGACUUUUUCGUUCCCUGCUCUUCGGGUGCUUACACUGGAGAAUGUUGGGAUUUCACUUCGAGAUGAAGAUGCCGAAAAUUCUGAAUCUUUCUUUGUCUGGCUGUGUCGCUCCCCCUCCACCCUCAAUCUCCCCUCUAUCACCAACCUCGCGUUAAUUUCGAUCCAUAUAUCGAGUACCUUAUUCGACAGUCUGUUCAGAUCUCUUCCGCAGCUUAGAGUCCUGCAUCUCAGCGGUCUCGUGCCGGAUGGGCAUCAAUGUGCACUCUCGGUGAUCAGGACUCAGAACUUAGCGCGACUGCAUUCUGUCAUUGUCAAGCAAAAUGCUUCGAGCCCACUCUCUAUGCACACGAGUUUCGAUCUCGAGACGUCCGACUAA